AUGUCCAGAGAUGCUGUUGAAGCCUCCUGUGACCGGGACCUGAAAGAGCCAACUGUUAUUGCAGUGCUGAGCCAAAUCAUCCAGUUCUCUGAAAAGAGCUGGAAAUCCCAUUACUACCAUCAACACUUUACAUUUAAGCGCAGCUCCCACCCACAGAGAACCCAGGGAAGAUGGACCCAAGAGGCUACAGCUGUGAGGAGAGCUGCUCUUGGAGAGAGAACCAACUUUCCAGGAGCAGCAGUCAACACAAAGAGGACUGGACCAGCCAAAGCAUCAGCCAAACCAUCUUGUGACCUAAAAGUAAAUGCCAGUGCGGUGGUGCCUCCAGUAGUCCAGGUCCAAGCACCUGCAGAUCCUCUCCCUUCAGUUUCAGAGGAGUCAGCUGAUGCCUCCAUGGAGGAGGAACUCUGCCAGGCUUUCUCUGAGGCGCUGCUCACUGUGCAGGAUGUCGACGAGCAGGACGCAGACCUGCCACAGCUCUGCGUAUAA
Monopterus albus (swamp eel) is the source of this 489-nucleotide messenger RNA. RefSeq names its product G2/mitotic-specific cyclin-B2-like. The record is from RefSeq and is a predicted model, not a curated record. The transcript has 4 exons. Bases 1 to 489 code for a protein of 162 amino acids. NCBI's taxonomy places the organism in Eukaryota, Metazoa, Chordata, Actinopteri, Synbranchiformes, Synbranchidae.